Messenger RNA from Colletotrichum aenigma, 519 nucleotides. RefSeq lists its product as uncharacterized. The transcript has 6 exons. The record is from RefSeq and is a predicted model, not a curated record. The coding region runs from base 1 to 519 and encodes 172 amino acids. NCBI's taxonomy places the organism in Eukaryota, Fungi, Ascomycota, Sordariomycetes, Glomerellales, Glomerellaceae.
AUGGCUAUUCGCCUGGCUAGUUGGGCCUUCCGUUUGAUGCCAUGGGGCGCUGAAGACACGACUGUCAGCCUGGCAUUUAUCCUACUCAUACCCUUUCCCGCAUUGGUCCUCAUCAUGUUCUCCUACGGCCUCGGACGAGACAUAUGGGUUCUGCAACCGGAUGAGGUGACUAUGCUUCUGAAGUGCCAACCUAUACAACACUACUGGAACGGCUGGGAUGGUGAGCAUGCGGGUAAAUGCCUCAGCCUACAGAAUAUUGUACUCACGCACGUCACCAUCAAUGUCUGCUUGGACGUGUGGAUGCUCAUUCUUCCACUCACACAGAUAUACAAACUCAAAUUGCCGCUCAGGAGGAAAAUUAGCGUGAUGGCCAUGUUCAGUCUUGGGAUUUUCCUCACUAUUGUCAGCAUCAUUCGGAUCAAGAGCCUGCUAGACUUUGCGAAGACACCUGACAUUACUACUGAGUGUUACGAGCGGGUCAGGGCAACCAACUGUGGCACAAAGCAAAAGCUUCGCUAA